Messenger RNA from Salmo salar (Atlantic salmon), 3240 nucleotides. The record is from RefSeq and is a predicted model, not a curated record. NCBI's taxonomy places the organism in Eukaryota, Metazoa, Chordata, Actinopteri, Salmoniformes, Salmonidae.
CUUGUCCUGCUCCUACAUUCAUCAGUCACAUAGAGGGAGUCUUGUCCUGCUCCUACAUUCAUCAGUCACAUAGAGGGAGUCUUGUCCUGCUCCUACAUUCAUCAGUCACAUAGAGGGAGUCUUGUCCUGCUCCUACAUUCAUCAGUCACAUAGAGGGAGUCUUGUCCUGCUCCUACAUUCAUCAGUCACAUAGAGGGAGUCUUGUCCUGCUCCUACAGUCAUCAGUCACAUAGAGGGAGUCUUGUCCUGCUCCUACAUUCAUCAGUCACAUAGAGGGAGUCUUGUCCUGCUCCUACAGUCAUCAGUCACAUAGAGGGAGUCUUGUCCUGCUACUGAAAUCUGUUCCUACAGUCAUCAGUCACAUAGAGGGAGUCUUGUCCUGCUCCUACAUUCAUCUCAGUCACAUAGAGGGAGUCUUGUCCUGCUCCUACAUUCAUCCAGUCACAUAGAGGGAGUCUUGUCCUGCUACUGAAAUCUGUUCCUACAGUCAUCAGUCACAUAGAGGGAGUCUUGUCCUGCUCCUACAUUCAUCCCAGUCAUCAACAACAGAGCACUGGGGUAGGUGCCUGUCUGACAUCAAUGUGUGAGCAAAUAUACAAUGAUAAUUUAAUAUGGUUCAUUUCAGAACAUGUUAUAUAACAUAAACAUACUGUUGACAUGUGUAAUGGAAUGUUUUGCCUCGUGUGGUAGGUUUUGUGGGCUUUGACACUUAUGUAGGUGUCGUAACCAGCCAUAAAACAACUACUGUUGUGGGGUUUUGACACUUAUGACACUUAUGUAGGUGUCGAAACCAGCCAUAAAACAACUACUGUUGUGGGGUUUUGACACUUAUGACACUUAUGUAGGUGUCAUAACCAGCCAUGAAACAAUGCAAUGUGUGUCAUGACAAGUUAUGAGCGGCAGGUUGGGCCGGUAACCGAAAGGUUGCUAGAUGGAAUCCCCCCCCGAGCUGACAAGGUAAAAAUCUGUCGUUCUGCCCCUGAGAACAAGGCACUGUUCAUAGGCCGUCAUUGUAAAUAAUAAUUUGUUCUUAACUGACUUGCCUGGUUAAAUAAAUAAAAAUUAAAAAAAUGUAAUCUUUUAUGACAUACGUAUGAUGAUGAUGCUGGGUGUAAAAUGUCACCACCAUUUGGAUAUCAGAGCGAUGAUGUCAGUCACACCAGAUUGUCUUUGUCCGUCUGUCUGUAACACUGAGCUUCUCAAAGACAUUCAUUCCUACAGGACUGCUACAAUUUUGUACAAAUAAUAUUACCUUUCCUGUUACCGUCCUUCUUCUGUGACACUGUGAGCUUCUCAGAUUUAUGCAAUUUUUGGGGGGUUUUAAAUGAUAAGAACUGUUACCACAUGACAUGAUGGACACAUGUUAGAAUGUUACCAAAUACUGUUACAUGUUCUGCCAAAGGUCAAUCAAAGCUGUUCUCUUUUUCAGCCCCUACUGUCUGUGUCUGUUUCAUCCUGUCUGUUUCAUCCUGUCUGUUUUAUCCUGUCUGUUUCUGUUUCAUCCUGUCAGAGCCAUUGUUCCAUCCUGUCUGUUUCUGUUCCAUCCUGUCUGUUUCUGUUUCAUCCUGUCUGUUUCAUCCUGUCUGUUACAUCCUGUCUGUUUCUGUUUCAUCCUGUCUGUUUCUGUUUCAUCCUGUCUGUUUCUGUUCCAUCCUGUCUGUUUCAUCCUGUCUGUUCCAUCCUGUCUGUUUCAUCCUGUCUGUUCCAUCCUGUCUGUUUCUGUUCCAUCCUGUCUGUUUCAUCCUGUCUGUUUCAUCCUGUCUGUUUCAUCCUGUCUGUUUCAUCCUGUUUGUUCCAUCCUGUCUGUUUCAUCCUGUCUGUUUCAUCCUGUCUGUUUCUGUUUCAUCCUGUCUGUUUCAUCCUGUCUGUUUCUGUUCCAUCCUGUCUGUUUCAUCCUGUCUGUUUCAUCCUGUCUGUUUUAUCCUGUCUGUUCCAUCCUGUCUGUUCCAUCCUGUCUGUUUCUGUAUCAUCCUGUCUGUUUCAUCCUGUCUGUUUCAUCCUGUCUGUUUCUGUUUCAUCCUGUCAGUUCCAUCCUGUCUGUUUUAGUUUCAUCCUGUCUGUUUCAUCCUGUCUGUUCCAUCCUGUCUGUUUCUGUAUCAUCCUGUCUGUUUUACCCUGUCUGUUCCCAUUUCAUCCUGUCUGUUUAUCCUGUCUGUAUCAUCCUGUCUGUUUCUGUUCCAUCCUGUCUGUUUUACCCUGUCUGUUCCCAUUUCAUCCUGUCUGUUUCAUCCUGUCUGUUUCAUCCUGUCUGUUUCUGUUCCAUCCUGUCUGUUUCAUCCUGUCUGUUUCAUCCUGUCUGUUUCAUCCUGUCUGUUUCUGUUUCAUCCUGUCUGUUUCAUCCUGUCUGUUUCUGUUUCAUCCUGUCUGUUUCCGUUUCAUCCUGUCUGUUACAUCCUGUCUGUUUCAUCCUGUCUGUUUCUGUUUCAUCCUGUCUGUUUCCGUUUCAUCCUGUCUGUUCCAUCCUGUCUGUUUCUGUUUCAUCCUGUCUGUUUCAAGGGAUGCCAACAUAUAUCACUACUGUCCUACACUGUGGAGUGUGUCCUGUCUACUAUUAGAUGUAUUACAUUUGAUUGAUGUGUUUGUAUUGUCUCAUUAGUGUUAUGAGAGAUUGAUGUGUUUGUAUUGCUCAUUAGUGUUAUGAGAGAUUGAUGUGUUUGUAUUGCUCAUUAGUGUUAUGAGAGAUUGAUGUGUAUUCUAAGCUUUUACCCAAAGAACUUUCACUUCACACCUUUUUACAAGCUGGAGGCUUGCGUUUUCAUAUUUUAUAAGUGUUUUUUCUACGUAUUGCUUCAUUUGCUUUUGUAUACAACACAGACCUGUACUACUAUGUAGAAUACUGUUUCUACGACAGUAUUAGUGUUUUUGUGAUUUAAUUACAAUUCAGGAUGAUCAACUAUAAACAUCAGGGAGUCGUGUUUAGUUUAGAAGUCUGGUUUAUUAUUGUAUAAAUAACAUUUUAAUUCGUAUGAUAAACGUCUGAACUACCAUUCCCUUGCUGUGAGCUUAAUGUGUCAACUAUACCGUGAAACUGGAAAGAAAUUAAAGUGUUUUUAACUUUCAAUAUAUUUACAAAGAACUGGACAAAAGAAUGGGGGAAAACAACCACUAGAUUGUAACUUUACAUAGUAAAGUCAAGUUGAGGGGCUUGCUGUUGUUCUUAAAUGUUUUUGUGGUCGUGGAAGAAAUGUUCUGAUUUUUAGAUUUGAAUGGUAGAAAUUAAAAAAAAAAUUUGUGGAAUAA